Molecule: messenger RNA, 3874 nt
Organism: Musca domestica (house fly)
Lineage: Eukaryota; Metazoa; Arthropoda; Insecta; Diptera; Muscidae
Gene: lili
Product: protein Lilipod
Exons: 8
Coding region: 895-2652 (585 amino acids)
Biological process (GO): signal transduction
Molecular function (GO): transmembrane signaling receptor activity
Source: RefSeq, a predicted model, not a curated record
UUCGGAAAAUUGCUGUAUGGUCCGCUUCUAUUUACUAGGCUUUUUUCCAAUUUGUCACGCAAAAUUUAUUUAAUGUAAAACAAAAUUAAUAAAAGUUAUUUAAAAUAUUAAUACAAAUCAAAAGUUAGUGGCUGGGGAGAGUGAAAACAAAUGCCAAUUGUCCCUUCUUAUCAGUCGAUGUCCGUCUUUUCAAUGCAAAAUAUACAAAAAAAUAACAACAAAAUAUUUCUAGCAUAAAAACAACAACAGCUAUAGAAACAAUAAAUUAAAAGUGGAAACGUGAGUGCGUGCGUGUGUUAAAUUCCAAUUCCAACAAACCAAGGCGUCAUCGAGAGGGGGUGAGAUUUUUCUCUCAUAAAUUGAAGGAACAAAGGUUGGAAAUUUUCCAAAAAAAGGAUAUUUGAUAUAGCUUUUUGACAUAACUUCAUAAUUAAAAUAAACAAAAAAUUUCAAUUAAUUAAGCAGAAGAGAAGAGUGUGUGAGAGAGAAAGCAUUGAAAUACAAAAUAGAGAAAAUAACAACAACAAGUGUUUUGUGACGAACUGACUGCAUGUGAAGAAUGUAUAUCAACAAAAGGCAUAGAUUUUUUUGUUUCGGUUCCCCCAAAAAGUAAAUGCUACCAAAAAUAUUGUGUGGAAAAUAGAAAUUCAACUAAAAAUUUAAUUGACCCCUACCAUAAAUGCUACUAUGAUUCUGUGUGUACAUGCGCUGCGCUAGUGUUGUGAUUACUACAAAAUAAUUCGCUUACUUUAGAACAAAGUUUAAUAUUUGCUGUGCUGCAAUAGCCAAAAGAUAUAAAUUCAGUGUUUAUUUCUAAAUUUUAAUUUAACAAAAGACAACAUCAUCUUUAAACUGGCCACUGUUAGUGACAAAAAUCAUCAAUUCUUCGAUAACAUGGAUGAUGAAGAGGAAGAAGUUACCGACAUGAAACUACAAAUAUUCCACAACACUGUACGAGAACACAUUAUAUUCCUAUUGCUUUUAAUAGUUUUAUACUUUGCAUCGUACGUGUUAAUUUCACGGUUCAGACGUAAAGAUCGUGAUGAUCUAUUUUCCAAUGAUGACGAUGAAUUGCUGGUCUAUCGCAUAAGUUCAUGGCUUUGUACAUUUUCAAUGGCGAUUGCGGUUGGUGCGGCUCUUCUACUGCCCGUUUCAAUUGCCAGCAAUGAAGUAUUGUUACUCUAUCCGAACAGUUACUACGUCAAAUGGCUAAACAGUUCAUUGAUCCAAGGUCUUUGGAACCAUGUUUUUCUAUUCUCCAAUUUGGCAUUAUUCGUUUUCCUGCCAUUUGCCUAUCUAUUCACUGAAUCAACAGGCUUUUCGGGCCAUAAAAAGGGAAUCAUAGCACGAGCCUAUGAAACAUUUACAGUAUUUAGCCUAUUGGCAUUUGUUGUGCUGGGCCUGACAUAUGUGCUGUCAGCCGUAAUGGAUCCAGAAAAAAUUGGAUUUCUCUCAUUGUUCAAUUUGGGCAGUGUUCAUUUGCCAUUUUUGUAUUCAUGCGUAUCGUUUUUGGGUGUGCUACUACUACUCCUCUGCACCCCCUUUGGUUUUGUUCGUUUAUUCGGUGUGGUGGGUCAAGUUUUGGUCAAACCACACCUUUUGCGCGAUGUCAACGAGGAAUACAUUGCAUUUCACAUGGAAGAGGCUAGUGUUAAAAGAAAACUAGCCAAUUUGGAAUUGCAAAAUGUUAGCAUCAAUGAAUCUCUUCUCAGCAAUGGUAACGGUAGUUACACAACAUCUACAACAUCGUCGUCCAACAACAGCUACAGUCGAGGCAGCUAUGAUAUGCCAAAUGGCAACUAUCUUGCCAGUACCAUAACAAUUAUUGGCGGUGGCAAUUAUUUAAAUUCCUCAUCCCACACAGCCAAUAAUCAUCAUCACCAUCAUAAUGAAUUUCGUAGUAAUAAUUUCAGUAAUUACUACAAUCAUGUUAGCCAUAGAACGCCAUCAUUAUCCCAUCUAAUCCAAAGAAAACCCCUAAAUGGCGAAAGUCAUGAUAAUCUUGCUAAGCUCAAUGAAAGACUGAGAGAAUUAGAGUCUGAACGUAAAGAAUUGGAUAAAUUAAGAAAAUCAUCGGCAUUCCAGAGAAAUUUUGUCUAUCCGCUGGCCAUGCUGUUGCUAUUGUUUUUCACCGGCAUAACAGUGCUGUUGGUGGUGCAGAACACAUUGGAGUUGUUGAUUGGUAUUAAAGCAUUGCCGCUAAGUACCAGGCAAUUUACAUUGGGUAUAUCAUCUCUAUCCAAAUUGGGACCAAUUGGAGCUGGUCUCGAAGUGUGUCUCAUAUUUUAUUUGGGAGCCACUUCAGCCGUUGGCUUUUAUACCAUGCCAUUUAUGCGAAAUGUCCGGCCACAACGGCGUAAAACAUCACUAUCACAAUUGAUACUCAACUGUGCAUUAGUGUUGAUUCUAAGCUCCGCCUUGCCAUUGCUUAGCCGUAUUAUAGGCAUCACAAAUUUCGAUCUGCUGGGAGAUUUUGGUGCCAUCGAAUGGCUGGGAAAUUUCCAAAUUGUACUACUGUACAACUUAGUAUUUGGCACAACAACGGCACUGGUUGUGGCCAAUAAGUUUACAGCCACCGUGAGACAAGAAUUGUGUGCGCGGUUAGUAGAAAAUUAUGUAAUUUUCACAAAUUACAUGUCAUUCAUCAACUGAUAUUUACUAAAACGGCGCACUAAAAUCAUUCCACUGUCAAUGACUGCAACAACAGCAGCAGCAACGAUAACUGCAGCCACAAGUCAGCAUCCAUCUCUUUAUCAUUAUCAUCAACAUCAUCAAAUUCAUUUGCAUGGCUCAGCGACAAUAGAAGCUGGUAACAGUAGUAAAAUUUCAUUGCAUUCAUCGAAAUCAUCUCUGGCCGCCACCAACACCACUACAUCGCCUGCCUCUUUAAUCCAGUGGAGACGAGUGGUGGAACAACAUUUAAAUGGGGAUGGUUUUCUUGUGUCGUUUUUAAGAAAUUUUGCCAAUUUUUAUGCGAGACAUUUAAAAGUCGAAACUUAGUUUUAGGUUCACAAUGCGCAAUCAAUUUAACGAGAUAAUGUGUAAUGUUCUCCUUACAGAAAAUAUUCUAGCUAUCCUAUACAAAAGAAAAUUUUAAAAUAUCUUUAAAUAUAAUUAUAACAUAACAAACUACUAAUACUAUAUUUAUGGCAUUAAACUUCUACUGCAUUGUUUCUGUACUAAAAACGAAAAAUUUAUCAUUAUUUCAUUGUAUUCUAAAUUAGCAAAAUAAUAUAAAAUUUACUAGAAUUGUAAUUUAAACUAACAAGACAACUUAGUAACAAAUUAUACAUAAUGAUUUAAAUAUUCUAUCUAUACAUAUAUAUAAAUAUUUAUUUGCAAACGAAUUUAUCAUUUCUCAUUUUUCUUUCAUAUACUAUUUUUAUCAUUAUUUUCUAAUUUUUUUUAUAAAUUUAAAAAGGAUCUUUUUUUAAAGUAUUAAAACAAAAAGAAAAAGACAAUCACAAAGACAUUAAUACUUUGAAUUAAUACUACAUCCACUUGAAGCUAAUUCCACAAUGACAUUUUUUUAUUAUCCAUAAAAGAAUCCUUUCUAAUUUGACAUAAAUGCUCUUUUCACCGAGGGAAAUUAUAUUAUUUUCAAUAUGUUUUAUUUGUCCCCCUCAAAAUUAUCUUUAUUUUAUAAAGUGUCGCAAAUUCAAUUACAAUUCGAAACAAAAGAAUGUGCGUCCUUACCUUCAAAGCUUUAUAUACUUUUAUUUGAUUUUAGCAGUAGAAAUCUAUAGAUUUUUAAUUAUCCUAAUUAAGUUCUGUUCUAAAAAUAAAAAAACAAAAACUUUUUAUGUGUUCGAAAUAUAAUACCAUCCAUGAUAAAACAAAAAAUAAAAUAACCACUAAAUUAAUGUUAACAAAA